AUGUCUUUGAAUCUGGGGUUUUCUUACUUUAUUGACAGCUCCAUGCAAACCGCUGUCAAGCGUUUUACGCACAAAAAGUUCUGGUAAGUAUUCAAGAGCCUCUCAUUGCCGUCUUUGGUCUCUUUCACUUUGGGACUCAACCUUGGUUAUGAUCAGUGUUCGUCUACAUAAACCUAUGCGUGUUAACAGCUGUAGCAUAGUAUGGAAAAGUUGAUUACGAUUUGUUUUCGAACAGACGGGGAGUUCUGUUGGUUUUAUUUUCCUUUCCAGGUUCCUAUUAACUGUUUUCGGAUCUCCCAUAGACACUCCCUUUGCCCCCCAAAUCGUGCUUACAUGUAACAAUAAUUAUUAUUGUUUUCAAAUGCUCUUGUGAAUGGGACAUUCCAUUUUGUUAUCCACCCCCCCCCCCCCCCCCCCCCCCCCCCCCCCCCACAACAACACCAAACAAAAAAAACACCACACAAAUCCAUAUCAAAAAUACAAACAAAAAAACCAAUGAUAUAAAGUCGUAUACUAAAUUGUAUUUACCAAACACACAUGCGUGCUAUCACGGUAUUGUUGUUAGGUUGUAUGUUUGUUGUUUCGUACCAGCUGUCCUGCUCUCUCUAUCUCUUUUUUUUUUUUUGAAUAUACGGCGCCCCCCCGGGUCUACACCCCUUCCCCUCCCCGCCCCCUUCCCGUCCUUUGAAAGGGACAAUCCAAUUUUUUAUCCCCCCCCCCCCCCCCACCCCCCAUGAAGGGAAUAAUUAAAUAAUAUCCAGAAGAACCCUGUUGGAAUCUGGCAUUUUAACUACAAUAAAGGGUUUCGGAAUUAGGUGUCAGAUUCUCAGAUUACUACAAGGCCUGUCUGGCCUGUGGGAAUUGUGAGAUCUGGGACUUGUAGGAAUCACAAUCUAAGUGUUAAGGGCCUGUCGGAACCCUGCCCUCCAUACUGUGUGGCGAGAUAAGCGACCUGUAGGAAUCGCAAACCUAUCAAAUCAUGACUUCCAUCGGGGGGUUCAGAUAAAAGAUGGAAUGUCCCAAUAAUUAUGCAGUCCUCCAGCCCAGAAGCAUUUGAAAACAGUAGUUUAUGCAAAAUUUGGGGGGCAUACAGAGUGUAUUAUGGGGAUUCCGAAAGUGGAGAGUGAAAGUAGUCAUGCUUAUGGUAGCAGGUGGAAAUCCCCAGCUCGAAGUCCUUAGUGACAGCCUUGGGAUACCAGUUUAGAAAGUAUUCACAGUGAUGCUUGGUCAUAUGAAAAUUUCUUGGAGUGAAAGAAAUUUUUUUGGUUAUGAAAAGAUUUCAAUCCCCAAAGGAUUAUUUUGGUAUAUGGCCAUCACCUCCCAUGUGGAUGUUAAUAGGAUCUGGCAUCCAAAGAGGUAUCUUAAUAUCCUGGGUGGCCAGAAGUUUAGCUGAUUGGAGCAAUAAAUAUUAUUUAAUUAUUUAUUUUAUGACUUUUUUUUCUAUUAGGAAUGUUGCUACUCAUGUUGCAACAUCAUGGCCAAUAGCAUGGGCCACGCUCUGCAUUGGCCGAAACUUUUUACCCCUUUCACUGCAGCUACUGUUGAUUUUGUUAAAGAGCCUUCUGUGUAUCGUACAAGAGCCACCCAUUGGGGUAAGUGGGGUCCUUUUUUGUGGACAGGCUAAGAUUAUGUUAAUCUUACUAGUACCCAGGUCUCCUGUAGCCUGUUCCAGAUAAAAUACACAAAAAAACUUGAAUAAUGUUUUGAAUUAAAAUUUGACAAAACAAGCAAGGUUCACAACAUUUGCUAUAAGUAUCUUAGAUGAGUUAUACUUACUGUAGCAGCAUAAAUGGAACACAAUCAAAGUACAUAUACGAUUGUCGCAAUCUUAAAUCAUCAAUAUGCUAUUCGGGUCAAGUUUCAUGACCAUUCUUGACUUUUUCAUCAGUCGUUUACAAAACUGGCUGCUAUCAAGAGGCUAUUUUGGCAGUUGGGGACACACUUUAGUGGCCGUUGGCCAUUGUAUAGAGGUGGUCUGACAUUAUAGAGAGGUUUAAACAAAAGCCAAUGCAUGGACUGUCUGCUGGGACAAAAAUUAGUGACCAUUGUAGAGAGGUGACCAUUAUAGAGAGGUUUAAACUAGAGCCAAUGUAUAGACUGUCUGCUGGGACAAAAAUUAGUGACCAUUGUAGAGAGGUGGCCAUGAGGUUUAAACUAGAGCCAAUGUAUAGACUGUCUGCUGGGACAAAAAUUAGUGACCAUUGUAGAGAGGUGGCCAUGAGGUUUAAACUAGAGCCAAUGUAUAGACUGUCUGCUGGGACAAAAAUUAUUGGCUGUUGUAGAUAGAUGGCCAUUAGUGGAGGUUUGACUGUAUUCUGUACCUUUAACAAUAAGACUUUGUAUGAAAUAGACUCUGCUCAUUCUUUAUUGAAUCAUACCUUUCCAUCUUUUCAUCUUUUACAGUUUGCCUACACCGUUUUGUAUAGUACUAUGGCUUACUAUGUAUUAAUAGUGUACACCAAAACAACAACAUUCCAAGCCUUCUUUGUUAUUGCCUUAUGCCUUGGUAUUCAGCUUUUGAGUCACUUAAUUUUUGAAGGAGGAAUUCCACAGCGUCUGCCUGCGAAAGAAGACAGUGCAUUGUUUCAAGUCUUGGAUCUCGCAAAUGAGUUUUUUCUUGCCCAGUUUCACUUCAUGUUGACUUUAAUGGUAAGAUGUGACCUUCUACCUAUAUUACGGUGGCGCUCAGAUGCUUCAUUGCACAAACUAAUGACGGCAACUCAAGAACUAAAGUAUGGUAAGAAGGCCCCAUGA
Messenger RNA from Porites evermanni, 2754 nucleotides. Lineage: Eukaryota; Metazoa; Cnidaria; Anthozoa; Scleractinia; Poritidae. The record is from the annotation of a GenBank genome assembly.